UUGGGGACCCAUCGCCGCCUGGGAAGCGCGCCACCAGCACGCGGCCCACAGCGCCGUCCACAUGCCAGGCAUCCGGCACAGCAGCCCCAGCACCUGCCCUGCGCCCGGCUGGCAUCCGCAGCCCGGAGAGCCGGGCACUGCCAAGCGCCGCCGACUGGACGUGCCCGCCGCGGGCCCCCAGCCGCUGCCACAGCCCGGGCUAAGCGACCCGGCCCUGGUCCCAGCUCCAGAAGACUACCUGUGCAUCGAAGCCAGCGUCCAUUACGAGGCCGCCGCUGAUGUGAGUGCACAUGGCUUGGCGCCCAGCUCGCUGAGCUCUGUGGUGGUGCUGCCCACCGGCUCUGCCCUGCAGCUGCAGCACCCCGAGCUCGGUGUCGACCUGCUGCUGGAGCCCCCGCCCACGGCCGUCCUCGCAGUGUCCCUGCUGGGGUACACGCUGCUCCUGGUCCCCCAGGGCCUGCUGGACGCCGCCCACCCGCACUCCGGAGCCCAGGGACAGGCUCCCGGCGGCGACCUCGGCGGUCUCAGCGGCCUGCAGCUGGACGCUUUGCUGACCGCGGUGGAACAGCUGGUCGUCUUGGGCCAGCAGCAAUGGCCAUGCGCCUCCGUGCCCCAGGAACCAGGCCAGGAAGAUGCCUUGCAAGAAGCCGCCCCAGCCGCCUCCACCGCCUCCACCGCCUCCACCGCCUCUGAGCUCCUGGCUCCCCGUCCUUGGGCCGCUUCUCCCAGCUCUGCCUUCGACGACUGCCACCUGCUGCGCCCCCUCUUACCCAGCUCCUCGCUCUGGCCUCUGCCUCCCUCUCCCAGUCCAGCUCCCCAGCAGCGCCCCGAGAACCCGCAGCGCCCUCCCCGGCCCGCCUGCAAGGCCCGAAGACGCCUGCUCUUCAAGUGA
Ochotona princeps (American pika) is the source of this 892-nucleotide messenger RNA. RefSeq names its product proline-rich protein 23A. NCBI's taxonomy places the organism in Eukaryota, Metazoa, Chordata, Mammalia, Lagomorpha, Ochotonidae. Bases 62 to 892 code for a protein of 276 amino acids. The transcript has a single exon. The record is from RefSeq and is a predicted model, not a curated record.